Molecule: messenger RNA, 1619 nt
Organism: Girardinichthys multiradiatus
Lineage: Eukaryota; Metazoa; Chordata; Actinopteri; Cyprinodontiformes; Goodeidae
Product: nuclear factor interleukin-3-regulated protein
Exons: 2
Coding region: 223-1206 (327 amino acids)
Biological process (GO): regulation of DNA-templated transcription; circadian rhythm
Cellular component (GO): nucleus
Molecular function (GO): DNA binding; DNA-binding transcription factor activity
Source: RefSeq, a predicted model, not a curated record
CAGCAGCUGAGCGCUUUGCAGCUGCGCUACAGUCUGAAGAGUUAGACGCGACUCUCUGCGCUUUCAGGCAACACCCAUGAAGUUAAUAAAAAGCCAAGUCUCUUAUCAGAGUGGGCUACUGUGUAUGACCCUGUGUGUGUGUACGGAAUUAUAGCAGACUCCUUGAAACUCGAUCUAAAUCCUCCUUCAGGUGCCAUCCUCUGGUUCAGCUCCAUCAGCGACAUGUCCACCACGAAGAGCCCUAAGGUGUCUGAGUCGGCUGACCCAUGCCAGCCAUCCUCUCCUUCGGCGGAGAGCAACAGAUUCCUGGGGGCCGGUCCGGAACCAGAAUUCGUCCCCGUGACGCGGCCUUCACUGCUGACAAGACGUCUGGUGCGUUUAGGAGCAUGCCGAAGCCACUUGAGCCCCACAAGACGUCGGAAGAGGGAGAUGAUCCCGGCCGACAAGAAGGAUGCCAACUACUGGGAUAAGCGGCGCAAGAACAACGAAGCAGCCAAGCGGUCCAGGGAGAAGCGGAGGGUCAACGACCUGCUCAUGGAGGGCCAGCUGCUGGCUCUGAGUGAGGAAAACGCCCAGCUGCGGGCUCAGGUGCUCAACCUGCAGUACCACAACCUGAGUUUGGAACAAGGCAAAGUUGCCUCAGCAUGUGCAUCAUCCUCUGCAUCCGUGUUGGCUUCCACACUGUCUUUAUCCACCCACACCCCUGCUUUCCUACAAGCGGGGCUCUGGCGCCCCACUAGGAGCAGCCCAGCUGCUGUUUCCGGUGUGAGGCAACAAGAAACUGCGGUGCAUCACUUUGAGGGCAAGAUUCCUUGUUAUAGUCCCAUUUUUAACCCACUAAGUCAUCAUUACUUUGUCGCAAAAGGCCCAGUCCCUCUGUCAGGGCACCGAGUUCUCCCCCAUGGAGGAGCUGCAGGGAUUUGCAGGCCAGCAGAGGCGGACAUGGACCCCCAGAGACAGGUCUCCUCGAGCAGCGAUGACAGCUCCAUAUCUGCCGACGCACCCCCCCAUCCUCUCUCCGCCCUGCCAGCGCUUCUGCCCCCCUUUAACGCCCUCCACAAUGCCCCCACCGUCGGAUAUCCGCAUCAGAACUGGGUGGUACCCCAUCUGAACCACCCGGCUAUGUGGCGCUCCUCAUACCUGCAGACACCCACAGUAUAUCCCGGCCGGCCCGUUCACAUGCAAGGCGUGGAGGAACACCUCUAGAGGGGAUUCAUGAGCUGAUACAACACGGAACAAUAAGAAACUCUCAGGAUGUUGCAGUAAGGAUGGAGACCUGCAGCUUAACUUUACAAAACUUACCCUAGCACAAAAAAUGAACAAAUCCCCCAAAACAAAUUUAAAAGUGAGAAGGACAACCAGUAUGAAAAUUUUUCAAUUUCCAGUACACAAAUCAUGCAGGGGAGAAAUGUAUUUGGACAUAUAGAGAUUUAGUGUAUGCAUGUUUCCCAUAUCGCCAAGAUAAAUCGCUCUUGUUCUGGUACUAGUCAAUUUUACACAAUGGGACUGAAAGGUUUAAGAUUAUGUUUUAUAGUGUUAUCAACUUCAUGCGCAAAUUAAUCAUGAAAUAUUCUGAUAUUUUUUGGUAGAAUUAAAAAUACUGGCCUUGUAUGCUUGGA